Messenger RNA from Hippocampus zosterae (dwarf seahorse), 2085 nucleotides. RefSeq names its product sterile alpha motif domain-containing protein 10-like. Gene Ontology annotation, cellular component: cytoplasmic side of plasma membrane. The record is from RefSeq and is a predicted model, not a curated record. Gene Ontology annotation, biological process: cell surface receptor protein tyrosine kinase signaling pathway. Gene Ontology annotation, molecular function: protein binding. The transcript has 6 exons. Bases 140 to 718 code for a protein of 192 amino acids. NCBI's taxonomy places the organism in Eukaryota, Metazoa, Chordata, Actinopteri, Syngnathiformes, Syngnathidae.
CGGCAAGCGAAGAGUGUCGUCCGACUGAGAGCGCGUCUCCUUCUCCUCCUUCUUCAACUUCCACACCCUCCGAACCACACCAGCAGAAUGGAAGAACCCUGCUGACAGCAUCACGGAGAGACCCACGCUGAGACCGAGCAUGGCCGUUGACGCGGCGUCCAGCUUCAGCUUUUGCCGUGCCUCCCUGGAGCACACGCUUUCGGCUGAGGAGCUGAGCUACCAGCUGCCACGUCGCUCCGGAGGCAGCAACCUAACCUGGCAUGAUGGCCGCGGUCAAAAGACAGCACACACACGCACAGUCAAACUGCUGCAGCAGCCCGGCACAGAGGGCAUCCAGGAGAAACAAGCGCAAGGAAAUUUUACCUUUGCCGAGCAGACUCAAAGGCUCCAUCCAGGUGAAGCCUUCACUGUGUAUCACACAAGCCCGACGUUGUCCAGUCUGUCCAAACCUGUUGUGCUGUGGACUCAGCAGGACGUCUGCAAGUGGCUCAAGAAACACUGUCCUCACAAUUACCUGACCUAUGUCGAAGCCUUCUCCCAUCACGCCAUCACAGGACGAGCCUUGCUGCGUUUGAACGGGGAGAAGCUCCAGAGGAUGGGAAUUAUCCAGGACACGCUGAGAAAGGAAGUCCUCCAACAGGUCCUCCAGCUUCAGGUUCGAGAAGAGGUCCGCAACCUUCAGCUCCUCAGUCGGACCUCCUUUGGAAAUUUCUCUUAGCUCAUCGUGUGGUCCAUUUGGCAACCACAGAGAUGCUGCCUUCACAUUUGCGAUGGAGAAUCAAGACGAGGAAAAGCUUGUUGACAACACGCCAACCAAUCUCCGGGAUUCUCAUUCAACGCUGGUUCACCAGACCUCCGGAUAAGACACAAAGCCUCAUUGAACUUUACCGUAGCGAUAACAAGGUGAUCAUCUAGGUCUGAAACUGCUUUAGGUCUUAAUAGCAAUUCCAUCCUUGUAUAGGCUGUCACAUUUGAAUACAGGCUGUAUUGGGUACACCAGUUCAAAAUGAGAUCCAAUACAAGAGUUGGAUCAAAGCUUCUGCUUUAACAGCUAAUAAUUUGAGGGUGUCAAUUACAACUGAGCAUUAUUUGAAACGCAAAUGUCUACUUAAUCGUCAUGGCGGUGAGGUGAAGGUUGUAGUUGGUGAGUAUGUUUUUUUUUUUUAAUGGAUUUUAAGUUUUGUGUAUAUAUACGAAUCCAUCACUCGUGCGCAUUUUCCUCUCAGGAGUUGAGAUCGCUGGUGGAUGACUAAUAGCAGAUACAGUACUAUCAUCAGACGUUUUAUAUUGUGAUUGAAUUAGGGUAGAUUAAUUGUGCAGCCAGACAGCAUAUACAGUACAUUUGAGGAUUGUAAAAUAACAUGCAAUGUACUGGUAAGCAAGUGUAUUCUCACAGAAGCUUGGCGGGGAGGGGGGGGGGGGGGGGGGCAAAUCCCCAAGGACAUCCAAGUGUACUGUGAUGAUCUCGUUGUCUACGCUUGAUCAAGCAAUAAUUUAAAUGUAAUUACACCAUGAGGACGAGCUGUUAGAGCUAAGUAAGACAUAUUGAUAAGUGUUAUUUUGUCGUCUGUGCGCUGAGGAGAAUGCCAAUUAUGCUUUGCCCGUUACAGAGGCAGCAUUUAACUGCCUUGCACUGUUGUUCAGGAGCAUUAGUGGAAGUCGUCACCCUAACAAACAAUACAACAAAUCCCAAAAGUAUUUUAACACACCGCUAUCCCCAUGUGACAGUGUGAUUUCAAAAGCUACAAAAUGGUGUAAUACUGUGACAGCUACAGAUACCCAAGUUGAUUCGAGUGAGCGCGUUUGACGUCAGUGUUAGGCGCAGAUAUCUCUGUAAGCUGAUGAGGAUGCUAUAUUUGCAUACAUCAAGAGACAAAUUUCCAACAAAUAACACUGCAGACAACUUCCCUCCAUCUGGCGCUUCAGAGCCAGAUGCACCAAACUGCAAGAGACUGACUGUUAAAAGGGUGAUUACCUGCUGCGGGUUCGCUGAAGUACCUGAUCAUUGGUGUGUGUUUAGGUAUAGAAAAGAUAUAAGGAAAAUAAAAGAUUACUUUUUAAAAUAAACUACUUAAGUCAAAAGAA